Choloepus didactylus (southern two-toed sloth) is the source of this 2586-nucleotide messenger RNA. It is a transcript of the gene RRP9, whose product is annotated as ribosomal RNA processing 9, U3 small nucleolar RNA binding protein. The transcript has 15 exons. Gene Ontology annotation, cellular component: small-subunit processome. Gene Ontology annotation, molecular function: protein binding; snoRNA binding. NCBI's taxonomy places the organism in Eukaryota, Metazoa, Chordata, Mammalia, Pilosa, Megalonychidae. The coding region runs from base 41 to 1501 and encodes 486 amino acids. The record is from RefSeq and is a predicted model, not a curated record.
CUUUCCCGACCACUGGGGAUUUUAGUCGCCACGUGAGUUCAUGGCGGAUGCUGCUAAAGACACGACGGGCCUCAUGUCGGCGACAGCAGCCGCUAGGAAGCGGGGAAAGCCGGCCUCGAGGGCCGGGGCCGGUGCGGGAGCCGGCAAGCGGCGGCGGAAAGCCGAUUCUUCUGGGGACAGGAGCAAGGCCAAGAGUCGCGGCAAGAUGAAUGAAGAGAUCUCCAGCGACUCUGAGAGCGAGAGCGUGGCUCCAAAGAAGACUGAGGAAGAGGAGGAGGAGGAGCUGGAGGAGACUGCACAGGAGAAGAAGCUGCGCUUGGCCAAGCUCUACCUUGAGGAGCUGAGGCAGCAAGAGGAGGAGAAGGCUGAGGCCCGUGCAUUUGAGGAGGACCAGGUGGCGGGGCGCCUGAAGGAAGAUGUGCUCGAGCAGAGAGGCAGGCUGCAGAAAUCAGUGGCAAAGGAGAUCCAGGCCCCAGCCCCAGCCGACGUGCAGGUCUUGAGGGGCCACCAGCUCUCCAUCACCUGUUUGGUCAUCACCCCUGAUGACUUGGCCAUCUUCUCCGCCGCCAAGGACUGCACCAUUAUUAAGUGGAGCAUCGAGAGCCGUCGGAAGCUGCAUGUGAUCCCACGAGCCAAGAAGGGUGUUGAGGGGCAGCCGCCCGGCCACAGCAGCCACGUCCUCUGCAUGGCCAUCUCUUCCGAUGGCAAGUACCUUGCCUCGGGCGACCGCAGCAAGCUCAUCCUCAUUUGGGAGGCCGAGAGCUGCCGGCACUUGUACACCUUCAUGGGACACCGGGACGCUGUGUCGGGUCUGGCAUUCCGCAGAGGUACCCACCAGCUCUAUAGCACAUCCUACGACCGCUCUGUGAAGGUGUGGAAUGUGGCUGAGAACUCCUACGUGGAGACACUUUUCGGGCACCAGGAUGCUGUGGCUGCCCUGGAUGCGUUGAGCCGGGAGUGCUGUGUGACAGCUGGGGGCCGGGACGGGACUGUGCGUGUGUGGAAGAUCCCUGAGGAGUCCCAGCUCGUCUUCUAUGGCCACCAGGGCUCCAUCGACUGCAUCCAGCUCAUCAACGAGGAGCACAUGGUGUCGGGCGCAGACGACGGCUCUGUGGCCUUAUGGGGCCUCUCCAAGAAGCGGCCACUGGCCCUGCAGCGUGAGGCCCACGGGCUGCGGGGGGAGCCGGGCCUAGAGCAGCCCUUCUGGGUGUCGUCAGUGGCAGCCCUGCUCAACACGGACCUCGUGGCUACAGGUUCCCACAGCUCCUGUGUGCGGCUCUGGCAGUGCGGCGAGGGCUUCCGGAGGCUUGACCUUCUCUGCGACAUCCCCCUGGUGGGCUUUAUCAACAGCCUCAAGUUCUCCAGUUCCGGGGACUUCCUGGUGGCUGGGGUGGGUCAGGAGCACAGGCUUGGCCGAUGGUGGCGGAUCAAAGAGGCACGCAACUCUGUCUGCAUCAUCCCCCUCCGCAGGGCCCCUGUGCCCCCGGCUGCUGGCUCCUGACACACUUAUUCCCCCUUAUUUAAAUCCUUCCUGGGCUGUGCCCUACCCUCUUUGUAUUAAAAGCCUCCCCUUUUGGGCCCUGUCUCCUGCAGUUUCUUGGGUGGGGCAGGGACCAUGGAUUGGGUAGGGACAGGACUUUGAUAGCCUCUCACCCUGGCCUGUCUGCUGGCUGGAGAGCUUUUUAUCUUUCCCCAGGAAUCAGGGGAUGGAGACCUCAGCUGACUGAUUCAUCAGGCCAGCUCCGCAUCCACCUCAAUGGGCUGGUAGAGGUCAGAAGCUGCUGAUCCCUCAACCAAGAAGUCAUGGGUAUCUGAUCUGUGCAAGGGCUGGCUCUAGAUUCUGAGAACUGAACUGGAAACAGCCAGGUCUGCCAGAGCAGACCUCCAGGGACACAUUGCCCCUGAGGUGGGGGUCUGCAGUGGGGGUGGAACCUGCACUGGUAGGCUUUCACCUGGAAUCAGAGUUGGGGAGAGAUUUGUCACUGGUCCAAAGGACAGAGCCCAAGUUCAUUGCCCAUCACGAUGUGACCCUGCCUGGCAAAUGUGGCAAACAUUCACUCUUCCUGAGUCUCCCUCCUGAAUAGCAAAGCCAGUGAGGUGAGAGACAGACUGGAGGACCCGAGUGCAGUGACUUCCCCUUCUCUCAGUGGGGAAAUGAGAAGGGGGGUGUUAAGGGUCCUGCCCCAGCUUUCCCGUCUUUGGUUCUAACCCAUUGGACUUCACAGCUGAGCCUAUGGGGGUCUGUGUGGGCCCCUCGGCAGGAAGCCCCGGGGCAUCGCUCCUGCUUCCUGCUCAUGAGCCACCCCCCCCUUGGACCUACCUGCUCCUGCCAUCAUCCUCUUGGGGCCACAGGGGUCAGGUUUAGAUUGAGCCCCCAGAAAUCCUGAAGUGGAUCAGCAGGUGUUAGAAUUCAUCCCCAAUGCCCUGCUUCAAAUAGGGCCUGGUUACAUUGUUUUAUAUAAAUCUCUAGAAAUUAUCCAUUGAGCUUGAUGAUGGCAUAAAAAUAACCUGUGAGUAACAUUGUAAGCAACACUGAAAUGCCCCUGUUUGUACAUUCCCAACAAGGAAUUAAAAUUAAAAAAUGAA